Messenger RNA from Olea europaea var. sylvestris, 1049 nucleotides. RefSeq lists its product as uncharacterized. The coding region runs from base 229 to 726 and encodes 165 amino acids. The record is from RefSeq and is a predicted model, not a curated record. Lineage: Eukaryota; Viridiplantae; Streptophyta; Magnoliopsida; Lamiales; Oleaceae. The transcript has a single exon.
CCUACUCAACUAGAAGUCCACAGCACCUUUACAAAUCCUACAACCUAACUAAUUAAAAUUGUUUUUUUAGUCCACCAGCAACUUGUCAGCUCCAGCUGUACUGUCAAGCUGUUGAAUUAACACAUUCCAAAGCCGUUAAGCCAAUACUCCAUGAUAAAGAGUGGGGGAGCGUUUGCAGAAAGCACCAGGUAAUUUUUCAGAACGCGUUUUAGAAGUUGUGGCGCAAACAUGUUUCUGAUCAAUCAAGAUUCAAUCAAAGCAUCGCAAUCACAAACUUCCCAUAAAUUUUCCUCAAAAGAAACGGAUUUAAACGACGAUUUCCAAGAACCUGCAUUUUCCAGCGGAAUUUGCUGCUCUUUGUGGAGCAUACCGUAUUUCUGCUGCCGCCCAUCGGACCGCGCCGCCGUAUGGGAGCGGCUUCAAACGGCGGAGAAAGGAAGAGAAACGGCGCAGGUGAGUAGUUGGUGGAGAAAAGGUAUAAAAGCAAUCAACAAAACGAGGGAAUGGUCGGAGCUAGUGGCUGGUCCGAAGUGGAAGACAUUUAUUCGCCGGUUCAACAAGACCGGGUCCAAGCCCGGGAAAUUCCGCUACGACCCUUCUAGUUACGCUUUGAAUUUCGACGACGGACUGGAGCAAGACGGUCAAUUAGAAGAGGAUAAGAUGUACCGAAAUUUCUCGUCGAGAUAUGCGGGUAAAGCGGACAGGGAUGCGUUGCCCCUCAAAUGAGGAGGCAGGGGCGAGUUGAAGAAUGGUGGUGGGUCGACUCGGCGGGUAAUUGACGGCGGACGUGCUGUGGUCAGAUGAGUGAUUGGGUGGUUUGACUCUUUUGAAAUUGGUCGGAUAAUUAAUGAUUAGGAUUCUAGAAGAAGGUCAACUUGGUCUGUCAUAUGCUUGGAACCUUCCACAACCUGAUAGUUGAAAGUGCACUCUCGGCUAACAGAUAAAUUGAGUUUUAAGCCUUCGGAGCUGGUACUCUUCUUCUCAAUUCCGACUAGCAUGUCUUUGAUAAAUUUUUCAUAUGACUGAUUAUUAAAAAAAUAAUUACUAUG